UUGAAAGCAUCUUUGUAUGGUUUCGUGCGCAUAUAAGUUUCAAUAUAACAUUAAUUUAUUUCUGUUUAUUUGUUCAUGCAUUUUUAAUUUACCGAAAAAGGAAUUGCGCGUAUGCAUGUUUAAUGAGUCAGUAUUCGUUUAGAAUCAAUUAAACCUACAUUACUUAGACGACCAACUCGUCGUCUGACAAAAAAACAGAAACUGAAUAUUCCAUGGAACAGCGUCCAGGGGUUGUAUCCGGUUACCUUUAUAACACACCGGAAAUCGAAGACAUGCCGUCACAGUUGUCCAAGAUGGUGAAUGUUCAGAAGACGUCGCCGAUUGCGAAGAAGAUUGAGAGGGCAGUCUUCACGCGGGUGACUGAACUCGCCAAUAGAGUUGGGGAGAUACAGCCUCGAUUUCGGGUCGUGGAGGUGGUGCCCAUUGGAAGUUUUUACGAGGACACCAAACUCAUCUACCCAAACGAGUUCGACUUCUUACUUGUCCUGCAUCCACCGCCAGGGAAAACCUUGGUGCAAAAAAUAUCGCAAAAUGAAAUUGCAUUGUGGACAAUGACACGAUGGACCGCAGGCGAAGAACAAGCUGAAGAAUCCUGUUACGCGAUGUAUGAAAAGACAGAUGACGACAUAGAGAAUGCGGUUGAAAUAAAUCCGCGAUCUUUGAAAACAGAAUGGGUUGAAGUACUUAAGACACUUGUAUUCACGAGCCCUGAAAACAGUGUGGACGUAUCAGAACCGGUCGAUCAUUUACGUGUCGUCUCUUUAGAAAUAAAAAAUCCAAAUAUCGUAAUAAAUUUUAUAUUUGAAAAAUCCGUAGUAAGCGUGGACAUUUCUUUGUCUUUUCGCAUCAAAAAUAGUUCAAAUCUACAUCUUAGCCAGACAGACGCAAGUUGUCCGGGAUUCAUGGAGGUUUUGAAACAGAACGACUCAAUUCUACUAAUUGCUUUCAACAAUAGUUUCAAGGUCGACGUGGCCGAUCUUGAAGUACUAUACAUUCGAGAUAAAAUCAGACAAAAACAUAGGAACAUGUUGUUAUAUUUGAAGUUUAUCAAUAACUGCCUUAUUAACGCCAUUCCCUUUGGUGGACUAUGUUUUAGAAUGUCGUCUCACAUGCUCAAGUCGCUGGUUAUUUUACACGACGCGACGUGUACUGAUCCCGAUACGCCGUCACUUCAAAACUGUAUAAAUGAUGUCAUAGUCUUGGUGCAAGCGUCGUUCUGUGCCCGCCACACCGAUGACGUCAUUAAUAGGAAGUCUCCACAUUUAAAUAUCGACUCUGUCAACAAGAAACGUGCGGCUGAUAACUCUGAUAUCUUAACUGACGUAGUAGCGAAGAAGCAAAGAAUGUUUACGAACCCAGCUACAGAUUUCGGUAAAUCACCAUCGAUGAAGAGAAGAAAUGAACAGGACAAUUUGAACCCAUCAUUUGAACGUGGGUCAGGGAAGUCCGGAGGGUGCCCUACAUCGUCUUAUAUUACUGUUGGCUGUGGCGUAGAACUAAAACCAAGCGUUCAACAAAUCACUCAAGCAAGAGACGGAUACGUCAGUCGACAGCCCGUUAUUGACGGUUUUCCGUGUCAAACUUUUGCAGAAAUUGGGUUCUUGCCAGACAUUUCAGACAGUCUUGUAAACGUCUACAUGGACGCAUUUCGACGAGGAUCGCAUCUAGCUGUCGACUUACGCCGCCAUUUUCAUGAAGUGCUCAAGAGGUGUCAUGUCGGGAACAAGGAGUGGGCGUCACCUUUGGACCUGUCACGUGAAAUAUGCGAGGAGGUUCAAGAGGUCAUUACUAACCUUCGUCUGCCAACUAUUUUCUUAAACGAAUAAACUACAGUCGUUUGCCAACUAUUGUCUCCAACGAAUGAACUACGGCCGUCUUCCAACUAUUGUCUCCAACGAAUAAACUACGUGUUUGUGUAUUUCGAACUGUUUGUGGUAAAAUGUUACUAAUUACGUCCUUUCGCGCCCGAGACUGCAUUAUUUGUGGACCGGGAAUGUGUCAUAGAAUUACUCCUAAAGUGGGAUGGAGUUUGUAUUUAUAGCUGCAAUUAUCAGCUAUGUUGUUAUUUAUGUGUUUUUUUACUUUUGGUUUGUUAUUGUGUUGUGGGGGUAGCCGGUUCUCUGUAUACAUGUCAUUUUAUGUGUACCUCGUGAAUUGGCGAAAGCAAUCUUUCACCGAGUUCCGAAUAAAAACUUCCGCAAUUGUGAGGAUACUUUUAGAUUAAUCUGGACAUGCGUGGAUAGUGUAUUGUUUAUUAUUUGACUCGUUCUGUGAAAACUGUGCUUAAUGAAUGUGCGUAAAGUGCCGUCCCGGAUUGGCCUGUGCAGUCUGCAAAGGAUAAUUAGGGACGACACUUUCCGCCUAGAUAGGGACGACACUUUCCGCCUAGACAGGAUUUUUGUUUAGAAGAGACUUUCUUUUUAACAAAAAAAUCCGUAAAUGCCGUCCCUGAUAAGCCGUUGUGGACAACAAUUUUCCCAGAACGAGGCUCACUUUUUCUGUUUAUUCAUUUAUAUAUUGAACAUAAAUUACGUUUAAACAUAUGAUUUCUUCUGCAAAAACACAACAGGGUACGUGUCCAAGAGCAUUGGAGUCUUAAAUUAUUCAAACCAUACAUGAAUUAUAAAAAGAUGGUGAUGAUUGUAUUUAUCUUUGAGAAUGAUAUCCAUAAUGAUGUUAAUUAUGAUAAUUGUUAAUAUCUUGUGAUAAGUGAUGGCACAGAUGGUGAUGCUAUUAAAAUGAUGUUAUUUUUGUAUUAAUAAUUGUAGUUUUGAUUGUAUUAUAUUUGAGAAGAUAUUAUUAUAAUUAUACAAUAGUUGUGGUUGUGGUCAUUAUUUUUACAUGUAUUAUCAUAUUUUAAUAUUUGUGUUUAUUUAUUUUCAUAAAAAGAAUGUUAUUAUUAUAAUUAUUUUAUUAAGUAUAUAAUUAUUGAUCUCAUCAUACUAAUGGUGAUAAAGGUAGUGGUGAUGAUGGUAUUAUUUAUUAUAAUUACUACUAUUGUUUUGAAUGUGUUAUUAUUCAUUUAUUUUUUUACCUCAAUAUGCAUCGUUUUGUUAAGUUACACCAAGAAAAUAUAGUCAAUUUAUAGAAACAAAAGUUGAAAAAGCCUAUUUAGGGGAAAUAUAUAAAAGAUUAGUCAGUGGAUACAUGGAUUAUUCAUAUAAUCCAUUGCUCUAUACUUUGUAUGUAUACAUGGAUGAUUCAUAUAAUCCAUUGCUCAAUACUUUGUAUGUAUACAUUUUAAUAAAUCAAGGAAAGUGUAUGAACUGGUGUGUUACAACAUAAUUUUUUUUACAGGUUAUAGAGGGCGUUUCUCAUAUUUGAUACUAUUACAAAAGAGCAUUUAUACCUGGUGACACCAUUAAUCUUGGUUGAAUAUUCUUGGUUAAAUGGUUUACGCAAUUUUUCUUUCAAAGGUCUGCAAUCCAUCUAGUCUAAAGCUCUAUGUUGGUAUGGAUCAAACAAUUAAUUAGA
Dreissena polymorpha is the source of this 3474-nucleotide messenger RNA. RefSeq lists its product as uncharacterized. Lineage: Eukaryota; Metazoa; Mollusca; Bivalvia; Myida; Dreissenidae. The transcript has 4 exons. The record is from RefSeq and is a predicted model, not a curated record. The coding region runs from base 213 to 1826 and encodes 537 amino acids.